AGACAUAUUUUUGGUUUUCGUUUCGAAUUUUCAGUGUAUUUUCAGUGGAAACAUUUAUGUAUUUUUGUUUGUGAUUUGUCUUUAAAAAAUUCAAUUUUUUUUACAUUUUUCGUGUCGGCAUUUGAUUAGAAUAUUAAAAAAGUAAAAUUAAAAUAUAAAAAAAAAUAAAAUUUGCGUAUUCUCGAAGGUAUACUUUGUAAUAUAAUUUUGUGAAAUCACGAUAAAAAUCGACAAAAAAACGUGUAUUUAAAAAAAAUAUAAAAUAAAUAAAAAUUGACUUGCAAUUUAAUAUUAAAAAUUAAAAACCUUUGUUUAUCGUCAUCGUAGAUAUUUUUUUCUUUUGAAAACGCGAUUUCAUAAACAAAGAAAAAUUAUUAAAAUACCUGUAUACACAGAUAUAUACAUACAAAGUUUGAAAAAUUCAAAGAGUUGGAAAAAUUAUAGCUGAACAAUAAAAGAGACAAGAUAAUAAAAAUAAGAAAUUAUUAAAAAUAUUUCAGGUCACAAGAAAAUAACCCUAGACAACAUACAACAAAAUAAACCUUUAUCAUAUUGAAGAGAUUUUUAUACACAACUACCAAAUAAGAAUUAGGAGAAUUUCAACUACAACUAUAAAGUUCCCAUUCCAAUAAACGAAUUCUUUCAAAAGAAAUUUUUUUUUAUUCAAUAUUUUUAUAAAGGAAAAUAUUAUUCAAAUACAUACAAAAUUAAAAUAAAAUAUAGCAACAUAACAAAUAAAAAUGUCUUCAAGAAUAUCUGCAAAUAAUCAUUUACCUCCACCACCACCACCAAAACCAGUUAAAACAUCUUCAACAAACAUUGAUACAACAAAAUAUCAAAAUAAUGUAGCAACAAAUAACGAUUAUUUGAAUACAAAUGGUAGCAACGAUAUUGCUAACAAUUCAAUAGCAAAUCAGAAUGGAAAUGGUCUUCGAAAUUGUCACACGCCACCACAUAUUGAACGGGAACAAGUUGUAAUGACACCAAAAAGUAAAACAGCUAGAACAACAAUAAUAUUAAUUGAAAGAAAAUUAGUUAAUCAUGUACAUGAUCGUUUACAUGUUGCCGGUGGUGAUCAUACCGGUAUUAUAAUUAAUAAAGAACAAUUAAAAGAUCAAAAAAGUUCUAGAUUUGCACCACAUUUAGCAUUAGAAUUUCGUGUAUUUUUAGUAAAUUCUAAUACUGGAAAACAUACACAAGAAUCAAGAACAUUAAGAUUUUGGUUCCGUCAAUAUAUUAAAGAUGAUGAUCAACAAGCACAAUUAGCACAAGAUUUCUUUAGAGAAUUGGUUAGUCCAAAGGAAUUUCCAAGAGAUUAUGUUGGAUUUAUUAAGAAAAUAAUGAAAUUAAUGCAAAAAGGAUAUGACGAAAUCAAAUGUUUGGAAGUUGAAUUACAAAUUUUGGAUGAAUCAGAACAACCACCAACCAGACCACCCAGGGACGGUUACAUUAUUUACUGCUAUGGUGAUUGUAAUCGAAGAUAUGAAGAAGCUCUUCGGGCACAGAAAAAAGCAGCCUCUAUGGAAGAAUCACAAUACGAAGCGAAACCAUUAACACAGGAAUAUAUUCUUGAGCUAAUUGAACAAGCCUAUCCAAAUCCAAUAAGACCAGAUGAUUUAGCUAAAGACUUUGGAUGGGAUGAACAAGAAAUCCUUAGAAUAAUUAUUUCAUUGAAAGAACGUGGUCUAAUCAAAGCAAUGGAAUUCAAUUCAUAUACAAGAAUUCAUCAUGAAGAUCACGAUAUCAAAGUCGUUAAACAAAUGCCAACAAUUGCUUCAAAUAAGCAACCAACAAUUGCAAUAAUUACAGCACAAUAUUGUGAAAAGGUAGCAGUUGAUGCAAUGUUAGAAAAUAAAGAAACAUUUGUACGAUAUACAACAGUCGAUUCAGAUAAAAUUCCCAAGACUGGAACGAGUAGUAAGAAAAAAAGAUUUGGUGAAUCAAAUGUUUAUACUUUGGGUAAUAUUGGUGCACAUCGUAUUGUCAGCACAAAAUUACCAUCAAUUGGUGGUAGCCGUGAAGCAAUGACUGCUGCUGGUAAUACAACAACAAGAUUAUUGGGAACAUUCCAAAAAGUUGAUUAUGUCUUUAUUGUUGGCGUUGCUGGUGGAAUACCACAUUUCACUGAUUAUAGACGUCAUGUUCGCUUAGGUGAUGUUGUUGUUUCCAGUUAUGAUAAAAAUAGACCAAUUAUGAAUGGAAAUAAUAAUAGCUCAAGUGGAAAUAAACCUUACAUAUAUGUUUAUAGCAGUGAAAAUAAUGUUAAAAAUUUUUAUCCUGUUAAUGAUUGUUUACAAAAAAUUGCAAAUAAUUUACAAGUUGCUGCAACUGAUGAUAAAAAACCAUGGGAAACAUAUUUCAAUGAAGGAUUACAUCAAUUACGUUUAAAAACUGAAACUGAUUUUAGUAGACCAGCAGCCAAUACUGAUAAAUUAUAUAUGAAUAUUGGUAAUAGAGAAGUAAUUGAAGUACAACAUCCACAACCAGAAUAUCUAAAUGAAGAUGAAAUUAGUAAUAAUGAUAUUAGUAAUAAUCAAUCAUCUACCAGAAUACAUUUAGGACCAAUCGGUUCUGGAAAAGAUUUAAUUAAAACAGAUAAUUUAAGAACAGAAUUUGCUAAAAAAUAUGGUUUAUUAGCUACAGAUGUUGAAAUGAGUUCAGUUCUAGAAAGUAUUAUUGGAAAUUGCCGUGAUAGUUUCAUAUUGGUUAAAGGUGUUUCUGAUUAUAAAGAUGGAUUAUCAACAAGAAAAUGGCAGAAUUAUUCAUCAUUGAUUGCAGCUGCUGUUAUGAAAAGCAUUAUUUGUGGAAUGGAUGCUCCAACAAAUGUUUAAAAUUUAUAAAUGGCUCUAUUAAUAAAUUAUAAAUUGUUAAUUUUUAUUCUUUACACAUUUACAUACAUAAUAUCUAUAUAUCUAAGUAUUUACAUGUAAACGAAGGUCUAAAAUAAUAUAAAAUAUCUCGCUUUUUUUUUCUCUCUAUAAAUAGGAUUUAAAUAUUUGAAAUAAAAGAUUGUAUAACGCCGAAACUAGUAGAGUCGAAACAAAGUAAAUAAAAAUAAUUUUCAAAUUCGUUUUGAAGAAAUUAAAACAUUUUUAAAUUAUUAUUUUAAUACUAACAAGUUUACAAUAAAAUCAAUAAAACCAAAUAGAUAUUUUCAAUUUUUAUACAUAAGAAAAUUUGGAGAGUAAAUAUUUGUAAAAUUAAUAAAGUCAUAUUAAGUUUUAAAAAUUAAUAAUUCUAAUUUUAGUUGAUUGCUAUACGACAUUGCACUCAAUUAAAAACGUUGAAAAUUUAAAGGCAAAGUUCAUGUAUUUUAAAAAAUUAAAAUUCAUGUAUUUAAAACAACAUUUUUUUUUUAAAUUUAUGAUUUUCAAUACGAAAUAUUAAAUUCUACUUAGUUUUACUAUUUUGUUUAUUUCUGGCAAUUCAAGUUAUUGAGGUAGAUUUUUCAGAACCGAAUUCCGCCAGCUUCGUUUAGAAACAAAAUUUAAUGAAUAAAAUUUUUAUCAUCACAAAAAAUUUGCAAAUUUUAAAAAGAGAAUAUGAUUUAUUUUAUCUUUUUAUUAUUUAUUUAUGUAAUUUUGUAAAUCAAUUGUUUUAACUGAAAAAAAUAUAUAUAUAAAAUAAAUAUAAUGGUAGAA
Molecule: messenger RNA, 3641 nt
Organism: Condylostylus longicornis
Lineage: Eukaryota; Metazoa; Arthropoda; Insecta; Diptera; Dolichopodidae
Exons: 12
Coding region: 741-2831 (696 amino acids)
Biological process (GO): nucleoside metabolic process
Molecular function (GO): catalytic activity
Source: RefSeq, a predicted model, not a curated record